This is a messenger RNA of Prinia subflava (tawny-flanked prinia), 2163 nucleotides long. RefSeq names its product leupaxin (gene LPXN). The record is from RefSeq and is a predicted model, not a curated record. The coding region runs from base 97 to 1197 and encodes 366 amino acids. Lineage: Eukaryota; Metazoa; Chordata; Aves; Passeriformes; Cisticolidae. The transcript has 9 exons. Gene Ontology annotation, cellular component: stress fiber; adherens junction; filamentous actin. Gene Ontology annotation, biological process: muscle structure development; actin cytoskeleton organization. Gene Ontology annotation, molecular function: muscle alpha-actinin binding; actin binding.
CGGAGGCGUGACCGGAACAGAGCUGGCGCAGCUUCGACUGCCAUCUCAGCACCUCAGGGUGCUGCCCCCGCCCUGGGACCCCCACGCCAAGGCAGGAUGGAGGAUUUGGAUGCUUUGCUGGCAGAACUGGAGCAGAGCUCCUGCCUGGCCUCCAAGGACCGUGCGCUGCAGGGACCAAGCUCCUGCCAGGAUGCCCAGCAUGGUACCCUGAAGGUGCCGCUGCCUCCUCGAGCUCAGCCUCUAGGUGAAGGGUUGGAUUCAGUGUACAGCACCCCUCUGCCAGUCCCAAAGCCGCUGGUCCCCUCACCCCCACCCACAGAGGCCGCCUGGCAGCUGGAUGAGCUCCUGGCCGGCCUGGGCCACACAGAGAGCAAGCUGGCAGCUGCAGGGCAGGGAGCCGGGGUGCCCACGGAGUCCUCGCUGGACAACAUGCUGGACAGCCUCACGCGGGACCUGCAGGAGCUGGGCAUCACAGCCGCACCCGCCGGCAUCUGCGCCGGCUGCCGCAAGCCCAUUGCCGGCAAGGUGCUCACAGCCCUGGGCAAAACCUGGCACCCCGAGCACUUCACCUGUGCCCACUGCGGGAAGGAGCUGGACAAGGGGCCCUUCUUCGAGCAGGGCGGGCGGGCGUUCUGUGAGGAGGAUUAUCACCAGGCCUUCUCCCCGCGCUGUGCCUACUGCGCCGCGCCCAUCCGCGAGAAAGUCCUCACGGCCCUGGAGCAGACCUGGCACCCCGAGCACUUCUUCUGUGCCCACUGCGGGAAGGUGUUCGGAGAUGAGGGGUUCCUGGAGCGCAAUGGGAAGCCGUACUGCCACCAGGACUUCGUGGCCAUGUUUGCCCCCAAAUGCCAGGGCUGUGAGCGCCCUGUCCUGGACAACUACCUGUCGGCCCUGGAGGGUGUCUGGCACACCGAGUGCUUCGUGUGCACGGAGUGCCUGACUGGCUUCACCGGCGGGUCCUUCUUCGAGCUGGAGGGGCGGCCCUACUGCGAGCUGCACUUCCACCAGCGGCAGGGCACCAUCUGCCACGGCUGCGGCCGCCCUGUCAGCGGGCGCUGCAUCACAGCCGCGGGGCGCAGGUACCACCCCGAGCACUUCGUCUGCACCUACUGCCUGGGCCGGCUGCACAAGGGCACCUUCCGCGAGCGUGACGACAAGAUGUACUGCCAGCCCUGCCACGACAAGCUCUUCGUGUGAGCCCCAGGCGCCCAGCACACAGCCUCCCUGCCUGGAUGUCUCCAGCACGGUCCCCGCCAUCAACACGCCUGGCAUUGUCCCUGCUGACCCAAACACACCUCAUAUCCCAGCCACCAACAUCCCUGGCACUGGUCUCACUCAGCCAGCAGUCCCCAGCCUUGUUACUGCCAAGCCAGGCAUGAUUCCUUGGCCUCCUCCCUGCAAGACAUCCCUGGCAUUGCCCCUUGGAAGCAAUAAAAUACCUGGUCCUGCCUUUUCUCUAAUUACUGGUGGCUUUGGGGAUAAGGGUGCAAGGCAAGGUGGGAGGGCUGGGAGAUACCACACGGUUUGUCACAAAGUGACACCUCUGGGAGCCACAGAGACUGGCACCACUCCUGGAAAAGGGACCUGGGCCCAGCAGCAAAGCCAGAAACACCAAAGGGGCAGGCACACAUCACACUUUAAAAACUUUAUUUAUAUAAAAAAAUCAUUUUGUUUUAAAAGCGUUACAAGAGUGUGCACAGGAAUCAGACAAGGAACGGCUUGGCGCUUCCCCCUCCUCACCUCCUUGGCCCCCCUCCCCACCAGGGCCAAGGAGGAGAGAAGGGGGAUGCUGUCUUUUUGGUUCAUUUGGAAUUAAAAAUUAAAAAAGGAAUUAGUGUUUUACAUAUUUAAAGGAAAAGAGAAGAGUUAGAUCCCAGAACAAAACCCAACCGAGCUGAGGUGGGGCUGGAAGCAGGGCAGGCCCAGCCAGAGCUGGGAGGGGAACUGGGGCAGGAGCAAGGCACGACCUCUGCCCCUGCCACCUCCCCAUGACCUGAGAGCCCUCCCUGGGGAGAGUCCCGGGCUGGGAGGGCUCCUGCUCCAGUUUGCAGCCCCCUACAGAGGCUUCCAGUUGCACAGGGAGCCCCAGGGCUCCCCGAAAGAUCACAGCACACAGAUGUGCCCCAGCACCACAGCCAAGAGGAGGAGGAGGAGGAGGAGGAG